UAUAUUUUAAUUAGUUAAUAAACCACUACAAACUACUUUCUUGUGCAUUUGCCUUGAGAUCACAAUAUCAUAAAUUAUGUGUAGUGUAAAUGACAGGUCUCAGUGUUUUCAGUGAAAAUUCCAGGUUGCAACAAUAAAUUUUCUUUUCUUGCCAGGAUGGAAUGUUUAAACUGAAGGAUGCUUAUCACUGCAGUGUGUUGGUGGCAAAAGCUCUGGACUUUGAGUCAAGAUCAUCAUAUGUGUUGAACAUAACAGCUUCCAAUUAUCAGGAGGGCUUCUCCAACUGGACAGUUCUUUCCAUAUCAGUAGCAGAUGAGGAUGACCUUCCUGCGAGAUUCUCCACUUAUGAAUACAGAACAAUCAUUACAGAAGAUGCAUUUGUGGGAACAUCCGUUAUUCAAGUGAUUGCAACUGAUCAAGACACAAUUAAUGAGCCAGUUACAUAUGAGAUUAUUGGGUCAACCAAUAAACACAGCUUGUUUGCCAUCAAUGAAACCACUGGAGUUAUCUCCCUGAAUGGCACGCUUGACAGAGAGGCUGUAUCCAACUACAGGUUACGAGUCCUGGCUUAUUCUUCUUUUCAUCUCCCUGAUCAUGCGGCAGUUGAAAUCGAAGUUGGAGACGUGAAUGACCACAUGCCAAUUUUUACAAACAAAUAUUAUUCAUUUGUGAUCAGAGAGAACGCGCAAAUUGAUGCCACGGUGGGACAAGUGAUGGCGAGUGAUGCAGACAAAGGAAACAACGCUACGUUUGCCUAUUAUUUGCUGGACGGUGGAGGCGAUCUCGCCAUCGAUCCAAAUACUGGUGUACUUACUGUGAAUGGAUCUUUAGACCGCGAAAAGCAAGAGUAUUAUAACUUUUUGGUUUUCGCCGGAGAAACCCAAACUGUUGAAAUGUAUAGCAGUAAUGUUACCGUGGAAGUCAGAGUGGAAGAUAGGAAUGACAACAGUCCUCGCUUCGUUGAACCGUUUUAUGAAGUAACAGUGAAAGAAGAACAACCCAGUGGAACACCCAUCCUACAGGUUUUCGCCAAUGAUAGCGACGCUACGUCCAAUGCGUAUGUGACCUACAGUCUUGUCCCAGAUGUCAAUAAUCACUCUCUGGACUUUUCUAUCAGUCCUGUCAAUGGAACAAUCAGAAGUGCAAAGCAGCUUGAUAGAGAGACCAUUAGCGAGUACUAUCUGACAGUAAAGGCUGAGAAUGACGCCGUGCAGAGUCAGAGGAGGUCAAGUACGGUAACAGUCAAAGUCACUCUAGAAGACAUCAAUGAUCAUGUCCCAAUAUUUGAUGAGCAGUUUUACACUGAAACGGCUACGGAAGUUGCUGCAGUAAACUCAACGAUUCUGACCGUUAAGGCCACGGACAAAGAUUUUGGAGGAAAUGGAGCGAUAAGGUAUUCUUUGGAGGACGGAAACAUCGGGAAUGUUUUCAAAAUUGAUGAACUGAGUGGUACCGUAAUUCUUGCUGAGGAUCUCGACAGGGAGACAGUAGAUGUCUAUAAGUUGGUUAUUACAGCAAAGGAUGGAGGCAACCGGAGCACCACUGUGAACCUCACGGUAUUUGUCAGUGACGUCAACGACAACUCGCCCCAGUUUACCUUACCGGGUGGCUACCAGUUUUCUGUUGCGGAAGGAGUCGUUGGGUUGACUGUAGGCGCCGUUAAGGCGAACGACAGCGACAUCGCUGGCAAUGGAGAAAUCUUCUAUUCGUUAAUGGCUACACCAACAUCUAUCAGUUUCAGGAUUAACUCUUCAACUGGUGGAAUUUCAACGACUGAAGCAUUAGAUUAUGAAAAAUUUCACUCCCACCUUCUGAUUGUACAAGCUGAGGACCGAGGUAUACCGCAGCCACGAAGAACAGCAGUUCAAGUGUCGAUCAACGUCAUUGAUGUCAAUGACAACGCCCCAAGGUUCUAUGAAACACAACACGAUCUGAACACAGUAGAAAACAAUUUAUUUUGCCCGACUUACAACACAACGGAUUUCACUGUCAUUCGUGUUCAAGAUUUAACACCCGCCAAUGUCGAGAUCGGCAGAGUAACGUCUUUUGACCGGGACGAGGCUGACAACGCCAAGAUAUUUUAUCGCAUUGAAGGUAGCUUUUGAUCUGCCUGUGGUUUAAAUUUAAAGUAAUUGAUGUAUUUUGUCCAGUUGAAGAUUUCCCUCCUCCUUCCCUCACCUCCUCAUUUUCACGUCCCCUUACUCCCUCCCUUUUCCCCCUCCCUCCUU
Orbicella faveolata is the source of this 2228-nucleotide messenger RNA. RefSeq names its product protein dachsous-like. The record is from RefSeq and is a predicted model, not a curated record. Gene Ontology annotation, cellular component: plasma membrane; cell-cell junction. Gene Ontology annotation, molecular function: calcium ion binding. NCBI's taxonomy places the organism in Eukaryota, Metazoa, Cnidaria, Anthozoa, Scleractinia, Merulinidae. Gene Ontology annotation, biological process: homophilic cell-cell adhesion.